Molecule: messenger RNA, 2940 nt
Organism: Carcharodon carcharias (great white shark)
Lineage: Eukaryota; Metazoa; Chordata; Chondrichthyes; Lamniformes; Lamnidae
Product: flavin-containing monooxygenase 5-like
Exons: 9
Coding region: 393-1991 (532 amino acids)
Molecular function (GO): NADP binding; flavin adenine dinucleotide binding; N,N-dimethylaniline monooxygenase activity
Source: RefSeq, a predicted model, not a curated record
CAUAAACAGAAUUACCUGGAAAAACUCAGCAGGUCUGGCAGCAUCGGCGGAGAAGAAAAGAGUUGACGUUUCGAGUCCUCAUGACCCUUCGACAAAACUUCAGACCGAGACAUGUUGUGAAAAAACCCCAGUAGUGGAGAAUUUUGGGAACCAAAAUCCACCUAUUCCUCCCAGUAAACUACCCUUAGCACAUGCCAAGCCCCAAAUUACUCCUCACUUACUUCCUGAAAUAUUGUUUCCCUAGGUUAGUGUUUUUUUUAAAAAAAAGAUGAAAUGUCAGCGAUCGAGAACAGGAGAAACUACUUUAACCAUGGAGUUCACUUCCUGGGUUAGUGGUUGAGGCUGAAGCUACGUCACAUUCAAGAUAAUAUUGGAAAUCGAAGUGGGCGAACAUGAUGAAAAUGACAAAGCGAGUUGCUAUCAUCGGGGCUGGUGCUAGUGGCCUAACUUGUAUAAAGUGCUGUUUGGAUGAAGACUUGGAGCCUGUCUGCUUUGAGAGGAGCAAUGACAUUGGAGGGCUCUGGAAUCUUCAGGAAAAUGUAACAGAUGGCAGAGCCAGCAUCUAUAAAUCAUUGAUCAUCAACACUUCCAAGGAGAUGAUGUGCUUCAGCGACUUUCCAGUUCCUGAAGAUUACCCAAACUACAUGCAUAACUCUAGGAUUCUGGACUACUUCCGCUUUUAUGCUAAGCACUUCAAUCUGUUGAAAUAUGUAAAGUUCAAGACAAGCGUGUGCAGCAUAACAAAGCGGGUGGAUUUCUCCUCCACGGGACAGUGGGAUGUUGUGACGAUAGAUGGUGAGGGCAGCUCGGAAUCAGCUAUUUUCGAUGCCAUUCUGAUCUGUACUGGUCACCAUGUCGACCCCCAUUUACCUCUGGAUUCCUUUCCUGGCAUAGAAAAGUUCAAGGGUCAAUACAUGCACAGUAAGGAAUAUAAAGGACCCCUGAUGUUUGAAGGAAAGAAAGUGGUAAUAAUUGGAAUUGGAAACUCCGGGGGUGACCUUGCAGUUGAAAUCAGUCGACAUGCUAAACAGGUAUUUCUGAGUACAAGAAGAGGUGCCUGGAUAAUAAACAGAGUGGGUAAAAGAGGAUUACCUGGAGACAUACAAUUUUCCCGUCGCAUUAAUGUCUUUUGGCCUUCAUCUGUUAUUACCUGGUAUGCUGAAAGGGCCCAAAACAGUCGAUUUAGUCAUGCAAACUAUGGCCUUCAGCCUAGCCACAGUUUUCUCAGCCAACAUCCAACCGUCAACGAUGAUUUACCAAAUCGCAUCCUAUCAGGAACGGUACUUGUGAAACCUAAUGUGAAACAAUUUACUGAAACUGCUGCCAUCUUUGAAGACAGCACAGUGGAAGAUAUCGAUGUUGUUGUUUUUGCAACGGGAUACGCCUUCGGUUUUCCAUUUCUGGAUGAGUCUGUUCUUAAAGUCAACAAAAACCAUGUUUCUCUCCACAAGUAUGUCUUUCCACCUCAGCUGGAGCAGCCAACUCUGGCCAUCAUUGGCCUCGUCCAGCCAUUAGGAGCUAUUAUGCCAAUAUCUGAACUUCAAGCACGUUGGGCCACAAGAAUUUUUAAAGGUUUGGCUAAACUGCCUGCUGUCAGCACCAUGAUGGCAGAGAUACUGGAGAAGAAAGAAAAGAUGGCCAAAAGGUAUGUCAGCUCCCAAAGGCACACUAUUCAAGUUGAUUACAUACCCUACAUGGAUGAAUUAGCAGAGCAGAUUGGUGUGAAGCCCAACAUGAAGCAGCUCCUCUUCAGUGAUCCACAGUUGGCAUUUCAGGUCUUUUUUGGUCCCUGUUCACCGUACCAGUUUCGACUGACUGGGCCCGGAAAAUGGCCAAAAGCUCGAGAGACCAUCUUCACACAGUGGGAGCGCAUCAUCAAACCAACCAAAACGCGUGUGCUCACUAAGAAUCAGCAAGAAGCUUCUUUGUCAAUGCUGCUGAAACUCAUGGCUUUGUUAGUUGCUCUUGGUGCUGUUUAUCUGUUUCUCUAAUUAGUCAGAAGGUUUUCCUCAGGAGUUUUUCUCAAUCAAUUAAUGUUAGAGAUUCACAUUCUGAUUGUUUUUAAUCAUAGCAUUGAUUACCUCUCAUGUGAUGUAUUUGAUUCCUGUGGAAUUUGUUCCUGAAGACUCAGUGCCUUGAAUGAAUCAGGUUUUACAUCUGGUUCAGCUGUUGUUUUUGAUUUAAGGAACAUUUCGCCAAGAAGCAGCAUGCCAACUGUGGGUGCUUUACUUUAAUGAACAACAUGUUCCAUGUGGUGUUAAUAAUUGCUAAUUUACAAACUGCAUGUCCUUUUUAUUCAUGAGCUACAACAUGCAGUGCAUUCAGCUGAGGUGUUUUAAAAAAUGGAAAAUUAGAAAUCAUUUUUGAAAAUGCUCUGGGAACUAGAUUUUUCUAUUGCAACACUUUGUGCAGGAUGAUGAGGAUAGCCAUUUGGCUGAGGUACUGCUGGGUGCUUGUGAACCUGUGCUCCAGCUGACAUUUCAGGAGUGGAAGGGUGGGGAAAGUAAUAGUAAUUUUUACACACUAAAGGAUAAAGAUUUACACGUUUCUUUAAAAAAAAUGUUAUACUUAAUUCCAGAGGAAGAAAUAAAACACGCAUCCCACAGAUCCUCAACUUGGUUCAGUUGGUAACAAUUGCAACCCUCUUCAAAAGAUUAGAGCUCACAAUCUAAACAUAUACCCCAGUGUAGGACUAGAGGAAAUCCACUCCCUGGGCUGAAUUUUACAGGGACAUGUUGCUCUCACCACCCCGGCGCCCCCUGCCCUCCCAGCCACUCUAAUUGGCUGGCAGCAGAGUAGUCUCAGCAGCACCAGAACUCAAUAGUAGCAGCUGCAAGGACUACAAGCCGUACCAAGGAGAAGAUCCAUGGCGACCAGACUUAAGAGGUAAGUUUAGGGUUCUUGGUCAGGGAGGGAUUCAGGGAUCCUAGGGAGAGGGUG